Molecule: messenger RNA, 264 nt
Organism: Geodia barretti
Lineage: Eukaryota; Metazoa; Porifera; Demospongiae; Tetractinellida; Geodiidae
Source: the annotation of a GenBank genome assembly
AUGGUCUCUGAUGACGAGAUUCUUGAGGGAUACCGUCUGCUGGCAUCGCAGGAGGGAAUUUUCUGUGAGCCCGCGUCGGCCGCAUCCUUUGCCGGACUGGUCAAGCUCCAUAAGCAAGGUCUUGACCUGUCCAACCAAAGGGUGGUCUGCAUCUUUACGGGCACCGGCCUGAAAGAUCCAGACCUGGCGGUCAGCAGCGUUGCCCCGCAAACCAUCGUGGUAGAACCGACCCUCGAGGCGGUAGAAGCGGUUGCCCUGACUUAG